AGAGACAGAGGGGUGAGGAGACAGAGAGGGAGGGGAGAUGCUAUGGACGGAGAGAGAUGCUGUUGCCAGGGAACAGCAGCCACAUAGAGGACCACUGAAAACAACAGCAGGUUUAUCUAAUGGAGUGAAGGGACACAGAGACUGGUGCUCAUUUCUCCCAAGUUGCUGCAGGGAUUAGGUUGUUUCUAGGGAGAGAUCCUGAUACAGACGAGACUCAAAGAAGGGUUUGAACUGAUUUUGAGGAGGGGGGGGGGGGGAUACUCCCACCACAAACAGAGGAGAGGGUGAGACAGGGAGUGAGAUCAUGAUGCCAGAGCAGAUGUAGUCUCAUUUAAGGUGUUUAGUGUCUUGGUGCUGUGGACGUAGGAGCUGAGAGGCAGCUCGCUCUUCACGGCCAGUCUUUCCCCAACAAAGGUGGCCAGAGGCGGAGGAGAGGAGUGGGUGGGUGGGGGGGGAGUCCAGUACAGAGGUGCCCCCUGUCUUCAGACACCUGCUGCUGGCUAGUGGCUGACAUUGAGGACACUGUACGACUGUGUCUUCUGUGCACGUGUGUGUGUGUGUGUGCAUAUGAAUUAAGCAAAGACAGGGAGAGCAAGGAGGAGAUUUCAGCCCAGACCCAUGCUUUUCUGUCGGUGUGUGUGUGUGGGGGGGGAGAUCGGGACUUUCACCCCUCGGAUCUUUGCAUCUGUGACUGAGGAGGAGGGAGGACAAGCAGACACGGACCAGCGAGAGGUGUUCUGAGGGGAUCUCACACCGCUCAUGCCCCUGCUCUCCUCUCUGAGGGAUGGGCACCACAGAGGCAACUCUACGAAUGGAGAACAUGGAAGUGAAAGACGAGUGGCAGGAUGAAGACUUUCCCAGACCACUACCAGAGUACGGAGACAUGGAUUCCUCCUGUGGUCUCACAGACGACAGAGCCUCUCCCCCUAACUCCCUCAAUGUCAGCCCACCUGGAGGCGGAGGAGGAGGCGUAACAUCAUCCCACCGUAAACGCCGUACGCUGCUCGCCCCGGAGAUGAACCUCUCCCUGGAUCAGAGCGAGGGCUCUUUGCUGUCAGAUGACUUUCUGGACACGCCAGACGACCUGGACAUUAACGUUGACGACAUCGAUACUCCAGAUGAGACAGACUCCCUGGAGUUCAUCACCAAUGGCAAUGAACUGGAGUGGGAAGAUGACACGCCGGUGGCCUCGGCUAAAGCAGGUCCCACUGACGGUUCGGGAGAAGUAGAUGAGGAUGGGAACGCCAACAAUGGACGCCUCUGGAGAACGGUGAUCAUCGGAGAACAGGAGCAUCGUAUCGACAUGCAGGUCAUCAGACCUUACCUCCGGGUCAUCACACAUGGAGGUUAUUAUGGAGAAGGUCUCAAUGCCAUCAUUGUGUUCUCUGCCUGUUACCUGCCGGACAGUAGCUGUCCAGAUUAUCACUACAUCAUGGAAAACCUCUUCCUGUACGUGGUGAGCAGUCUGGAGAUGCUCGUGGCUGAAGAUUACCUGAUCAUCUACAUGAACGGAGCCACCCCUCGGAGUAAGAUGCCCGGGAUCAGCUGGCUCAAGAAAUGUUACCAGAUGAUUGACAGAAGAUUGAGGAAGAACCUGAAGUCUCUGGUCAUCGCUCACCCUACGUGGUUCAUCCGCACUGUCCUGGCUAUAUCCAGGCCCUUUAUCAGUGUGAAGUUCAUGAAUAAGAUCCAAUACGUCCACAGUCUGGACGAACUGGCAGAGAUCGUCCCCAUGGAGCAUGUCCACGUCCCAGAGUGUGUGGUGCAAUUUGAUGAGGAGAGGAUUAAAGCCCGGAGGGAAAGGAUGGAGCAGGAGCAGAAGCAGAGGCAGCAGGAGCAGCAGCAGUCAGUCCCACAGGAGCCAAUUAAAAAGUCUGAGAGGCCAAAGUCAGUUAUUGUCGAUCAAGGGUUAUGAGAAGGGCAGAGCUUUGCAGGAUGUGACAGAAGUGUGGAGCAUGAAACCUUUGAUUUAUACCCGUAAGGAGCAGACGUCCAACAUACGCUUCCUUGUUUUAUCAACAUUCAGCUGAAGAUUUGUGCCAUCACUCUCCAGUCAAAAUGGUGAAUGCUCCAUCUCUAUUCCCUCUGUCUGGAACCUCCUUGUUCUCUCUCUCCCUGAGAGGUUUAUAUAUUGUAACUUGAAAGUGUGUGAAGGAAGAUGCUGCUCUGUUGGGCUAAGAACUGUUUCUUGAUGGAAACUGUUGCUGAGUUUGUCAGUUCAUUACCCUGCUGUGUGGUACAACCCUAUGAGUAGCUCAUAUUGAAAUGUUGCAAAAUCACAAGGUUCUGUGAAGCCGGGAAACAGACAGAAAUUCUAGCUCUAAAAUGUAACACAAAAUUAACUAAAACAGAAAAAAGAAAAACAGUACAUUUUUGCAACCUUGGGUGAAACAUUCCAGUUGUGUUUUCUCACGUGUUCAUAUCAGUCGAAAGAUUACAGGCUUGUCUCUUUGCCUCUACAACUCAGAAAUACAUCAACUGGAUUGUGUGAAAAAUGCAGAUUUGUUAGCCCAAAAUCCAGUGUGGUUUUAUGAGUUCCUUGGAGAUACAACAUUUUCACCUGAGUAGAGGGAUGUGUGCGUAUAUUUUGACAGUUUCAACACUUGUUAAACAGCAACUGAUGUAACAAACGCUCAGCUCGUGUCCGUGUGCGAUCACCAGACCACAGUGAUCACACACAUUUCUAUUCAUGCUAGUUUGUGUCAAUCUAAUGUGUAUACACUUACGACUGUAUUCCAGUUAGUCAGAUGCCUUCAUCUUUAUUUUUUGUUUCAUAACUGCUGUAUCUUAAGGCCUUUUCAAAUUCUCGCUUAUAUGCUGUACUGACAUUUUUGAAAAUGUUCAAGUAACAUUCACUGAUGUAGGGAUCAUUUGAUGUUGUUCUCUGUGAUCCCAUCUGCUCCGUGACAGUUUCCUCUGUGCCCCUCCAUCUGUACUGUACCUUGUGUUAAGAUGUGCCUCAGUCUUCUUGUCUGUAAAAAGAGGAGACAUAAUUUCCAUUUUCUGAAAAAAAAAGAAAGCAUCUAUAAGAACCAUAUGAAAAAUAUUUGUAGAUGGACAAGCGAUGUGUGUCUACUUUGUGUUUUGGGAUUGUGGCCACAUAAACAGAUUUCAUGCAUUACACUGACAUGUAUAGUAUGUGAUAGUUUAGUAUCAUAUAUUAUUUAUUCUGUAUAUGAAAAAUGCUAUCCAACAAAAUACAAAACAUACAGAACAAUGUAUGAAAUCUGUAUAAAAAUGACUACAAUCAAGACCAAAUACACAAAUAUUGUCUAUAUGGUUCUUUUACAGAAUUUCUAAAAUGUAUAUUUUAAAAAGAACAGAGGGACGACGUUAAUGUAGCUUAUUUUGACAUUAAUAUUUCUUGGCAUGCGUAGUGCAUUAUGGAUUGAACAUUUCCUGGGGGUUCCGAUAUUUUUUUCUUGUCUUCCAUUUGUUCACCAGUCAGUCAACCUAUUGUAGCAAGGAGGAGGAGAGGAGUAAGAAAUUUUAUUUUUGUAAAGACCUGCAUACUUGUAAUGCCUGUAUACUGUUGAAAUUGUUUUGCACUGUUGGAUUUGGUUUUUGCAUCAUUCUUGAAGUAUAGAUUUACAUUUAGGAGGCGAUGAGUCCUUUUAAAAUGUAUUUUGAGUUGUUGUGAAGGAGCACGGCCAAUGUCAUGCAGUUGUAUAGCUGUUAGUACGGCGUGGACAUGCUAAUGUGCCUCUGUUGAGGAAAAUAGGAGUCAUGAAAUGUCUGCUUCUAAUGUGCCAUCUCACUUCUGACUUUCCCCUUGUUCUGUUGCCUUUCUGGUGCAGGAAUGUUCGAGAAAAGCUUCAACUUUUUUCAUCUUUGCAGUCCUUUUAGGACACCAGUAAACUAAACCUGUGCCGGGACACUUCCAUCCAUGAUGGAGGAGUCCUGGCACAGUUUUCGAGGAAUGGCUCCUCUGUUUGUAGUUUGUUGACUGAACUGAGUGCCUGUUUUUGAGCCAAAUCUUUAAAAGGAAUCCAGAGUAAGUAAAGGAAUGUAAAGUGUAGCCUUUACGUUUUUAGUUAUUAGGAUUUAUAGGUUUACUGUAUCAUGUUACAUCCAAUAUCACUGGCAAGGUUUGCAUAUAAAUGACUGAUGUGACCUUUCCAAAAAUCAAAAUGUUCAUUUUGACUAUAAAAGCACAAUAUCUACAAUUCUUUGCCUUCCAUUUGUCUGCUAUAAAAUGUUUGCUCAGAUUUAAAUGGGAAAGAUGAUUCAUGGUUCUGAAGUCCUUUCUAGGUGAAAAUGAAUGUUUCUGCCUUGUAAAUAUAACUGAAUAAAUUGUUCCUCCCCAAA
Molecule: messenger RNA, 4308 nt
Organism: Lates calcarifer (barramundi perch)
Lineage: Eukaryota; Metazoa; Chordata; Actinopteri; Centropomidae
Gene: atcaya
Product: ATCAY kinesin light chain interacting caytaxin a
Exons: 13
Coding region: 785-1915 (376 amino acids)
Biological process (GO): apoptotic process
Cellular component (GO): cytoplasm
Source: RefSeq, a predicted model, not a curated record